GGAUGGCGCAGUUCGGUAAGAAAAUUCUCACUCAAGGGUUUGAAAGUUUUUAACAUGCUUUGUGAAUAUAAAUGGCUAAAUAAGUAAAGGUAAAUUGCCCAGAAUGUUUCCAGACGAGGUCUUUAAACACAACGUGGCGUUUUAUGUAACGUGUGUGGCGUCAACUGUUCAGGCCUCAGGCUGCCAUGAUAACUCCUACUGAAUGGAAGCAACAGCCAUAGUGACAGAGAAUAGCCCCAUUGGUUACCAUGGCUCCCAGCAGCAAUCCAUCUCAGUUUGUGCGGACUGAAGGGAAUAAAAAAAAGUACUCUGAUGCACCCUCUUCUUUGGAAAUUGUGGCAGCAGAGCCGCUGGUCCGAGGCCUGAGGAAACUCCCCGAAGAUGUCGACUGGUCCUACUCAGGGGCCCUGAACCAGCACAACUGGGGAAAGAAGUACCCGCCCUGUAACAGUGCCCGGCAAUCUCCUGUGGACAUCGACGAGAUGUUUACCCAGGUCCGGCUGCAGUACCAGAAUCUACAGCUAGAAGGCUGGGACAAACUCACCGCAGAGUCCAGCACCAUCCACAACAACGGGAAGGCUGUCUCCCUCCGUGUGGAAGGGGAGUUCUUCGUUAGUGGAGGAGGGCUGAGCUCCAGGUUCCGUGUUGCUACAAUCACCUUCCACUGGGGGCACUGCAAUGCCACAUCAGAUGGGUCUGAACACAGCCUGAAUGGGAUGAAGUACCCUCUGGAGAUGCAGAUCUAUUGUUACGAUCCAGAUGACUUCCAAAGUCUGGAGGACGCUAUUAGAGAAGGAGGGAGGAUCGCUGCCUUGGCAGUGCUCUUCGAGGUCUGCUUGGAAGACAACGAGAACUUCCGUCCUGUAAUAGAGGCUGUCAACACUGUCAGCCGGUUUGGUAAGAGCGGGUCGAUGGAAGCUUUCACCAUGCGGUCCUUGCUGCCAAAUAACACAGAUAAAUAUUACAUCUACAAUGGCUCCCUAACUACACCUCCCUGCUCUGAAACGGUGGAGUGGAUUGUCUUUAAACACACUGUGGCCAUAUCAGAAACACAGUUGGAGGUGUUUUGUGAGGUGAUGACCAUGCAGCAGGCUGGAUAUGUGAUACUGACGGAUUACCUGCAGAGCAACUUCAGGGAGCAGCAGCAGCAGUUCAUGGGUCAGGUGUUUGCCUCAUACACCGGAGUGGAGGAAGUGCUCACACCCACUUGCAGCUCGGAGCCAGAGAACAUUCAGGCCGACGCCCAGAACAACACAACCAUCAUGGUGAUGUGGGAGCGUCCCCGCGUGGUUUAUGACACAACCAUCGAUUGGUACACCGUCACAUACCAGAGGCUACAGGGCCGAGACCAGAGCAAGCAGGAGUACAGGACAGACGGGGACCAGGACGUGGGUGCCAUCAUCCCUAACCUGCUGGCCAACAGCAGCUAUGUGGUUCAGGUGGUUGCUAUUUGCACCAAUGGACUCAGAGGACGAUGGAGUGACCAGAUUAUAGUGGAUAUGCCGUUAGAUGACCCUGAAAGUGAUUCUGAUCCUGACGCCGUCACAAAGGAUUUGGAAGGCCUCAGGGAGGUCUCAUCUAAAGCCAAAUCGGAGAAGCCAGAGAACCAGAAUCAGGGGGAUUUGUCUCCAGAGGACCACAGCCCUGUUGAGGAGAUCCCAGUGGAGCAGACCAGAGUUUACCAGAACCAGCCUUCCCACCACCAGAACCUCCCGUUCCAGGUCAGCUCCCCAAAGACUCCCUAUGAGUCCGCCGUUCUACAGAAACCUCAAUCCAACCAGAAUGGGAAAAAGAAGCCAGACCAGAACGGGUCUAGUCCCGAUGAUAUGGAUCAGAACUGGAUUUACGAGGAUAGUGAUCCAACGCACGGGCCGCUCAAUAACGCCGGUUUUGACAGCAAUGGUGCAAUAUGGGUCACUGAGGUAACCGAGCAGCCGGGGUUCUUGUUUCCAGUAGCUCGGACAAACACGCUGCCGGCGGUUCGCCGACAAAUCACAGAAGAGGCCUCAUUGUCAGUGUUGCCACAUCAGUCAAGGGAUCCCAGUACACAAGACCAAGCUGGAGAAAGUGGCCUCCCUUCUCCCCAAACGGACGUCUACACCCCUCCUGUGGAGGACGUCCAAGUCACAGAUAUCUUCUAUGAAGACACAGUCAACAGCUCUCCACUAGAAAGCAACACCUCAGCUGCAACAGUGUCUUCUUCUUCUUCUGCUGCUGCUGUGUUGCCAGGUAAUAAAGUGGACAAAGUCUCCCUGCUGUCCUCUGAAGACAGCGACGCACCUGUGAGCAAACCUCUACCAGAAAAAACCACCUCCGAUUCUUCCAGCCCGCCCCCCCUCUGGAUCACGGCGAGGGCGGCCACCCCCAGCAACACGCUGGCUGAGUCCGUCUACAAAUCAUUCACCACCUCCUCUCUCCUCAGGGCACUGAUGCAUACGACCCAGCCCAUGUUCAACGAGGGAAGCAACAGCAGCCACGAAUCUUGGGUCGGGCUGGUCGCAGGUCUGGAGAGGGAGAAGAGGACAGUUGUUCCUCUGGCUGUCGUCUCUACUCUCACCAUCCUCUGUCUGCUGGUGCUGGUGGGCAUACUGGUCUACUGGAGAAACUGUUUCCAGGUGGCUAAUUUCUACCCAGAUGACAGUGCGUCACCUAAAGUUAUAUCAGCUCCAUCUACACCCCUGCUGCUGGCCACUGACGGUCACGAGCCGCUGUCGGUGAAACAGUUUGUGAAGCAUGUCAUGGAGCUGCACACCACCAAUACUUUCUCCAAGGAGUUUGAGAUUGUCAAAGAAUCCUAUGAGGAAGUGCAAGCGUGCACAGUGGAGAUCGGCAUCACUGCAGACAGCUCCAAUCACCCCGACAACAAAAGCAAGAACAGAUACAUUAACAUACUGGCCUAUGACCACAGUCGAGUCAAACUGUCCAACAGUUUGGACAGAGAUGGGAAAUGUGGAGACUACAUCAACGCUAACUUUGUAGACGGUUAUGAGCGAACGAGGGCGUACAUCGCGGCUCAAGGGCCUCUCCGAGCGGGCCGGGAAGACUUCUGGAGGAUGAUCUGGCAGCAGAAUGUUGGAGUUAUUGUCAUGAUCACCAACCUCAAGGAAAAAGGACGGACAAAAUGUGACCAGUACUGGCCGGAGGAGAACCAGGAAGAAUACGGCCCGUACCAGGUGACCCUGAAAAGCAGCAAGACCCUCGCUUACUACACACUGCGGACGUUCACUGUCAGAGAUACCACAAAUAAGGUAUGUUUUCAGAGGAGAGUUUGAACACACCGUCUCCAUUACCACUACACCCAGUGGCCAGACAUGGGCGUCCCAGAAUACACUCUGCCAGCGUCCUAUCAGAGGAUCUCCCAAGCGCGGGCACAGGAGAUGGGACCCGUACUGGUACACUGCAGUGCCGGUGUAGGAAGGACCGGAACCUACAUAGUGAUAGACAGCAUGCUGCAGCAGAUCCAGGAUCAGGGUACGGUUAACGUUCUUGGUUUCCUGAAACAUGUCCGAACGCAGAGGAACUUCCUGGUUCAGACGGAGGAGCAGUACGUGUUCAUCCAUGACACUCUGGUGGAGGCCAUCUUGAGCCGUGGCACCUCGGUGACCUCUGACCUUCUCCACACUUAUGUGUCUGACCUUCUAACCCCCGGGGCGUUAGGCAGGACGCGCAUGGACAAACAGUUUAAGUUGAUCAGUCAGCGUCAGGCCAAGCACGCAGACUACAGCACCGCCCUGAGAGACGGCAACGCUGAGAGGAACAGAGCCAGAGCUCUGAUGCCUGUGGAAAGAUCACGAGUGUGUCUGACUGCUUCCAAAUCCAACUCCACUGGGUACAUCAACGCCUCCUACGUCAUGGGACAUCACCACAGUAAGGAGUUCAUAGUGAGCCAGACUCCUCUGAGCAGCACGGUGGCAGAUUUCUGGAGAAUGAUCUGGGAACACGGCGCACACACUGUUGUCUGUCUGCCAGACACACACUCUCAGAGUGAACAGGGGGAGUCUUGUGUUUACUGGCCCAGUAAAGACCAGCCAAUGAGCUUUGAGGGUUUCACUGUGUCGUACUCGGGGGAGGAGCAUGUGUGUCUGUCCAAUGACGAAAGACUUUUGGUGCAGGACUUUACAGUGGACUCCCCAGAGAACAAUUAUGUGUUGGAGGUGCGUCAGUACAGCGCCGCCUGCUGGCCCAACCCAGACAGUCCCAUUAGGAACUGUUUUGAUCUGGUCAGCACAGUCAGAGAGCACAGCAGACAUUCAGACAGACCCACAAUCAUACACGAUCCGCUGGGCGGUGCUACAUCAGGGCUGUUCUGUGCCCUAACCACCUUGUCCAGUCAGCUAGAGGAGGAGGGAGCUGUAGACGUCUACCAGGUGGCACGGAUGACCAACCUCAUGAGGCCUGGUGUUUUCAAUGAUUUAGAGCAGUACCAGUAUCUGUAUCGAGCUGUGCUGAGUGUGGUGAGCAGCCAGGAAGACCAGAGAGCCCUGCAGAGUCCAGAAACCAACGGAUCAGUACCACUGGGACAGACAAACAUCGCUGAGAGCCUGGAGUCACUCAUGUAGACACAGGCACAAACAACACACAAACAUGCCACAUACACAAAAAUAUGCAUCACACACACACCCACACAGUCUGAGUGCUGUGGCGACUGAGGUUUAGUCUGACAUGAGAUGAGAGGAUAAACACCAUCAUUUCUGUGUCUGUGGUUCAUAGCUGGGUCCGCUGAGCAUGUGGCAGGUUUAGACAGGUCAUUAAAAGUGAUGACCUUUACUUACUGUGUCACACUGUCAGCGUUAGCAUGCACAGCAGACUGAGCUACAGAUUCCACCAGACACAGAGCCUAUUCCUGAUGUUUAACCCUCAUGUCAGACCCAGUGACCAUCCGGCCAUGAUGUAAAUCAUCCCUUAAAAGGGCAAAGGUACCACUUUCUAAUAAGGCACUGCUUAUAAAGGAUUUCAUUUUAGUUGUAAUUGGUGAAUACAUGAUGUACUCAUGCUUCUUAGAUCAGCUAUAUGUAUUUCAAUAAACAAUGUUUGUGUUGCCAGGUUGUUAAACUCCCUUUGACUGGUCAGAUAGUUCUUUCUGGAAAAGGGCUUUGGAUGAUAAGGACCAAAGUCCAUUUAGUCAAAUUUCUCAUAUCCACUACCACCACUUGAUCACAAAUGAAGCUCUGCAUUCACACUGAAUCUCUCGCGGCGGUACGGGUGUGUUUAUUUGUGCUUUGAAAUGCUGUGAAACAAUUUUAAAAAAACAAAAAACGUUUCAUUCCUCUGAUUCACUGCUUCGUGCGACGCUCCCUCUCUUCAUUCAUUCUCUAGCUCGACCACAGCUGCUCUCUCUCUCUGGCUUAUUUAGCCAGGGAGGAGAGGCCAACUGUGAACGCUGUUUACAAACAGUAAAGCACGCAGGCCGUGGUUUUGUUCCAUCCCUCGCCAAAUCUACCACACAGGGAGCAUCUCAGAAGCGGAGCGUCUUGCGCAGACACGGAUGGUAGAAUUAAGGGGUACGCAAUACCUCCUACAUAUUGUAACUUUAAUGAAUUACUAAAAUGUACAGUACCAGUCAAACGUUUGUCAAAAUGUUUCAAUUUGGACUGGUACUGUAUAACCGCACUUUUGCUGAGUAGAAAGGACAAACACAAUCCAAUGGGAUUUUUGCCAACCCGAUAACUAAUCUAUAAAAAAAAGCAAAGGAUUUAUCAACCAUUAAUAAAGCAAUUAGUUACUAUUUCUUUGUAAAAGGUUCAUUAUUAGAAAGUUGUACCAAAAAAGCUUCACUGCCUUUCCAAGAAGAACCACCACACUUUCCAACUGUGUAUCUGUUGCUGGUCAGCAUGGAGCCUGAAGCUGCAGAGAGCAGAGGCCAAACACCGUGAACAAAUGUGAGAAAAAAAAACAUGACGAAGAAUUUCUACCUAAAAUGAAUUUCUCUUUUCAUUGGAAAUAUAUUUUUUCUUAAUGAUGAAAGGAGUCAGCUGUUUAAUUCCAACAACAGACCUACCUUAAAAUUCUUAACUUGUCUAUUUUAGUCUUUGGUUAACAUGUAUUUCUUUUUUUGGGGGGGUCUCUUUGCUUUUUUAAUCACUCCGUCUUCUAAAAGACAGAAUUAACUAUGAAAAAGAAUUUAAAUUGAUAAACUGGCAAAACAAACUUUAUAUAUUAGAUGCAUAUGAUAGUAGAACAAGAUGACUUCAAUGGUAAAAAAGGGAAAUGAUGAAUUCUCCUAAACUUUUGUUUUCCCAAACAUUAACUAGCAGAUUCUGGGGCUCAAACUACCACGUGUCCUUAAUAAGAGGAAUAUUUUGAAUAACCAAAAUCUCUUAAGGCCUCACUAGUGACACUUAAUUGACUGCUGUUGAAUUUCUCUGUUCAUGUCUUGUUGCCACUGGCUCCAUGGUCUCUGGUUCCCCGUGCCUUUUGUAAUUCAUGUUAUUGUACUUUAAACCUGCUUUGAUACAAAACUGUGUGACUAAUAUGCCAAAAUAAUGAGCUGUGAUUUUGUUUUUUGUUUUGUUUUUCUCAUGCGGAGUGGGGAAACAUGCCAUUGGAUGUUUUGUAAAAGAUGCAAUCCACACAAAAUCUUUUUGAGUAUCAUCACAGACAGUCCCUGUGAACCUGAUAAGUCAUGAACCAGCAAUUAUUAGAAUCGGCUGAAGGAAAUCCAUUUAGCUGAGACAGUUGCCAUAUUUUUGCAAACAUUUAGUGUCGAGACAAACCAAUGGAAAGAAACUAAAAAUACCGAUAGUCUGUUAAACCUUAGACUGCACAGACUGAAAAUGAAAUUCAGAAGCUGAGACUUCCUGAGCAUCCCUGGGCCACUAGCUAUGACUGUUUUACAUUGUGAACAAUCAACCUCUCAAUCACUUUCAAACAAUGCUGCCGCUUCUAUCUGUGCCUGUUUUGCGUCCACUCCGUACCAUUUGUUUAGCUCAUGCGGGGAAGCAAAAUGGCACAAAUCAUAGAGGCUGCUGUUACUGAGCCAGACAGCCAUUCAAACCAGGUCUAGCCAUAAUGUCGGAACUCUUUGUGUAAAUAUCCCAAAAUACAUCAUAAGGCCAAAUGAUGUAUGUUUAUAAUGUAUCUCUAUAUAUUUUCUAUUUUACUAUAUAAAAGAAGUGAUUUUCUAGUCAUUUACACAUAUACAGUAUAACUGUGUUGAUUUGUUUUGAUCAAUUUAGCCUGGAUAUAUUGAUUAUGUUCAUAGUUUUAAUGGAAUGUUAUCUCUUUUUAUCUUUAUGAUUUAAGUAGCAGCUUAAUGUCUAUAUCUUUAUCUCCAGCCAUAAACUGGUGCAGUAUGUAAAUAGCAACAGGUUGAAGAAACACGAUUUAAGAUUUGUUUCCAAACUUGUUUAUGAUUUUAAACUUCUUUCUUUUUCCAGGAGGGGAAAAAA
This is a messenger RNA of Etheostoma spectabile (orangethroat darter), 7388 nucleotides long. RefSeq names its product protein tyrosine phosphatase receptor type Z1b (gene ptprz1b). Lineage: Eukaryota; Metazoa; Chordata; Actinopteri; Perciformes; Percidae. The record is from RefSeq and is a predicted model, not a curated record. Gene Ontology annotation, biological process: peptidyl-tyrosine dephosphorylation. Gene Ontology annotation, molecular function: protein tyrosine phosphatase activity; protein binding.